Molecule: messenger RNA, 4248 nt
Organism: Octodon degus (degu)
Lineage: Eukaryota; Metazoa; Chordata; Mammalia; Rodentia; Octodontidae
Gene: Arhgap45
Product: Rho GTPase activating protein 45
Exons: 24
Coding region: 316-3711 (1131 amino acids)
Biological process (GO): signal transduction; activation of GTPase activity
Cellular component (GO): membrane
Molecular function (GO): GTPase activator activity
Source: RefSeq, a predicted model, not a curated record
AGAGCUGGGUUUGGGACAGGGGACUGUGGGCUUCCUGGCCUGUGCCCCAGAGAAGCACACCUUCCUCCGAAGAGCGACAAGCUGAGGCCUGGAGGGAGGCGGGUCCUCAGCACCGCCUCCAGAGCCCUAGUGCACUGCGACGCCCAACGCGGGCGAAUGAGGGCCCGGUCUGUCACGUGGGCGUGACAGCUGCAGAGGGGUGGUCCGGGGCAAUGUGGUCGAGAGGCAGCCUGGGCUUGGAGCCUCAGCGCUGAGGACCCCAGCCCCGCCUGCCGGACCCCGGACCCCACCCCAGGCUGCCCAGCCAGCCACACCAUGUUCUCCAGGAAAAAACGCGAGCUCAUGAAAACCCCUUCCAUCUCCAAAAAGAACCGCGCGGGAAGCCCCAGCCCGCAGCCGUCGUCGGGGGAGCUUCCCAAGAAAGAUGGGGCCGAUAUUGUGUUCCCUGGACCUGGUCUCGAUCCUGCAGUCUCAUCCUCUGGUGUCAAGACCACAGCCACCCUAAAGCGGCCCACCAGCCUCAGCCGCCACGCCAGCGCUGCUGGCUUCCCACUCUCUGGCUCAGGCUCCUGGACACUAGGCCGCGGCUACCGAAGCCCCCUGACAGCCGCCAGCCCUGCAGAGCUGCCCAAUGAGGGGCCUGGUGCUGAGGCCUCGGAUGACAUCUCAAACGUGCUGGCUGAUGUGGCCCGCUUUGCAGAGGGUCUGGAAAAACUCAAGGAGUGUGUAUUGCAUGAUGCAGACCUCCAAGAGGCCCGCCGGCCGCUGGCCCAUGAGUGCCUGGGUGAGGCCCUACGUGUGCUCCACCAGGUCAUCUCCAAGUAUCCGCUGCUGAACACCGUGGAGACGCUGACUGCUGCAGGAACACUUAUCGCCAAGGUUAAAGCUUUUCAUUAUGAAAGUAACAAUGAGUCCGACAAGAGGGAGUUUGAGAAAGCCCUGGAAACCAUCGCGGUGUCCUUCAGCAGCACUGUGUCUGAGUUCCUCAUGGGUGAGGUAGACAGCAGUACACUCCUGGCGGUGCCACCUGGGGACCCCAGCCAGACCAUGGAGAACCUGUACCAGGGCAGCGAGGGUUCCUCAACCAGUGCAGAGGACUGCGAGGGCUGCCUGCCCCCGGAGGAGGUGGACAUGCUGCUGCAGCGCUGCGAAGGCGGCGUGGAUGUGGCUCUGCAGUAUGCCAAGAACAUGGCCAAAUACAUGAAGGAUCUUCUUGGCUAUCUGGAGAAGCGGACUGUGUUGGAGCUGGAGUUCGCCAAGGGUCUGCUGAAACUCAUCCACAGUUCCAGACAGAGUGUCGUACACGAGCCCCACAUGCCUCUACUGUCCAUCUUCUCGCUGGCCCUGGAGCAGGACCUAGAAUUUGGCCAUGGCAUGGUACAGGCGAUGGGAACACUGCAGACGCAGACCUUCAUGCAGCCCCUCACUCUGCGGCGGCUGGAGCACGAGAGGCGAAGGAAGGAGAUCAAAGAGUCAUGGCAACGCGCACAGCGGAAGCUGCAAGAAGCCGAGGCCAACCUGCGCAAGGCCAAGCAGGGCUACAUGCAGCGCUGCGAGGACCAUGACAAGGCCCGCCACCAAGUGCUCAAGGCCGAGGAAGAACAGGCAGCCACUUCGCCGGGGGUGAGCAGCGCAGCUUCUAAGACACUGGACAAGCGGCGGCGGCUGGAGGAAGAAGCCAAGAACAAGGCGGAGGAAGCCAUGGCCACUUACCGCACAUGCGUGGCCGAUGCCAAGACACAGAAACAGGAACUGGAGGACACGAAGGUGACCGCGCUGCGGCAAAUUCAGGAGGUCAUCCGCCAGAGCGACCAGACCAUCAAGUCGGCCACCAUCUCCUACUACCAGAUGAUGCACAUGCAGACGGCGCCGCUGCCCGUGCACUUCCAAAUGCUGUGCGAGAGCAGCAAGCUCUAUGACCCCGGCCAGCAGUAUGCGUCACAUGUGCGGCAGCUUCAGCGUGGCGAGGAGCCCGACGUGCGCUAUGACUUUGAGCCGCAUGUGUCCACCAACUCCUGGUCCCCAGUCAUCCGUGCCCGGAAGAGCAGCUUCAACGUUGGUGACACUUUAGGAACAGAGGCCACCAGCUGCAGCCCCUCAGAGGAAGGAGGGCCCAGUGAGGGGACAUCUGCCAAGGACCACAGGGGUGGACGGGGACACCAGGUGCACAAGUCAUGGCCAAUCUCUGUCUCAGAUGCGGAUGGCAGCCUGGACCCCAGUGCAGGUUCAGGGGACUUUAAGAAGUUCCAGCGGAUGUCGUCCAGUGGCACUGUGUCAUCCGUUGAGGAGCUGGUGGACCAAGAAGGUGGAGCAGGGACGGCAGAGUUUGAACAGGGUGAGGAUGACAUCAACAGCAUGGCCCCCCAGCUGCCAGUGGCUGUGCCCAGUGGGCCUUUCCGCCAUGUCGGGCUGUCCAAGGCUGCGCGCACACAUCGGCUCCGGAAGCUCCGCACACCAGCCAAGUGCCGGGAGUGUAACAGUUACGUCUACUUCCAGGGGGCUGAGUGUGAGGAGUGCUGUCUGGCAUGCCACAAGAAAUGCCUGGAGACCCUGGCCAUCCAGUGUGGCCACAAGAAGCUACAGGGCCGCCUUCAGCUCUUUGGACAAGACUUUGGGCGCGCGGCCGCGUGCACCCCAGAUGGCAUCCCGAUCAUCGUGAAGAAGUGCCUACGCGAAAUCGAGGAGCGCGCACUGCGCACCAAGGGCAUCUACCGAGUGAACGGGGUAAAGACACGCGUGGAGAAACUGUGUCAGGCGUUUGAGGCAGGCAUGGAGCUGGUAGAGCUGUCACAGGCCUCGCCCCACGAUAUUAGCAAUGUCCUCAAACUCUACCUGCGCCAGCUGCCGGAGCCACUCAUCUCCUUCCGCCUCUACCACGAACUGGUGGGACUGGCCAAGGACAGCCUGAAGGCCGAGGCCGAGGCCAAGGCGGCAUCCCGGGGAGCCCGGCAGGAUGGGUCCCAGAGUGAGGCUGCAGCCCUAGCUAUGGCUGGCCGCCUGCGGGAGCUGCUCCGGGACCUGCCGCAGGAGAACCGGGCCACACUGCAGUAUCUGCUGCGGCACCUGCGCAGGAUCGUGGAGGUAGAACAGGACAACAAGAUGACCCCAGGGAACCUAGGCAUUGUGUUUGGGCCCACACUGCUGCGGCCGCGACCCACCGAAGCCACCAUCUCCCUGUCCUCACUGGUAGACUACCCCCAUCAGGCCCGGGUCAUCGAGACCCUCAUCAUCCACUACAGUGUGGUCUUUGAGGAUGAAUCAGAGGAAGGACUCAAGUCACAGGAAGAGUCAAGCAGCCAGCGCACAGAGGUGGUGGUGCCAGUUCCCUAUCUGGAGGCAAGGGAGGGAGCCACCUAUGUCCUGCAGGAGGAGGAUGGGGGCCGAGAAUACCGAGUGACUUCCAAUGAUUCUGACUCCGAGCUGGAGGAGACCUCAGACUCCCUGUCCCUGUCAGACGCUAGUGCCCUGCACCGCCUCAGCUUCAUGGAGAAGCAGGAGGGGGAGGCCAGCCUCGAGGAAGGUCCCCAAAGCCGCAGUGGCAGUGAGGAGCAGCUGGGGGAUGAAGAUGAGGAGGGCCCAGCCCAGAAGCUGUCCACAUACAACACGAACCAGUCCAACAACACAGCGCCAGCCUGGCUGCUGCCCAUGAGACUCCGAGCUGGGUGCGUCGCAGAGGGCAGCUGUGGGGACAGGCGGCCGGAGUUCGUGUGAGCUGGGUGGCAGCAUCACACCGCUGUUCUUCGGUCACUCCGGAGGGUCUGGGCUGCUCCGGGUCACUUCCGUGAUGCAUGCAGAGCUGCAAGGCCACCAGCCACCUCUCCUGGGACAGCAGGCCCUGGGGUCCACCCUGUGUCUGCGAGUUGGGCAGGCCAGGCUCAGCCUAGCUGGGGGUCUCUGCCUUCAGGGACAUCACUGUCUGCCUUGUCAGAGCCCCCAAGUCACGAGGACUGAGCAGCUUGGUCCCUGGCAAGUGCCUGUCCCGUGGUCCCAGCGGGGAUGCAGGCCCUUCCUGGACCUUGCGCUACCGCCAUCUGAGUCUGUGUGGGCUGCAGGGAGGCUGCUGCUGGCCUGGGCUGUCCACUGGAGCUCUGGCUUCAGGAAGCUGUCACCUUUCUGGACAGCUGGACUUGGACAGCUGCGCUUCGGUACACAGCGCAGUCCCUCACAAGUCACAGUGUUCUUGCAAAUUCAAGCUUCUGUCUGUUUUGCUUAUAAUAAACCUUUUCAUCUAGUGGGGUUGGUUUGCUU